Drosophila bipectinata is the source of this 1163-nucleotide messenger RNA. RefSeq names its product Peroxiredoxin 4 (gene Prx4). The record is from RefSeq and is a predicted model, not a curated record. Gene Ontology annotation, molecular function: thioredoxin peroxidase activity. Gene Ontology annotation, biological process: response to oxidative stress; hydrogen peroxide catabolic process; cell redox homeostasis. Gene Ontology annotation, cellular component: endoplasmic reticulum; cytosol. Lineage: Eukaryota; Metazoa; Arthropoda; Insecta; Diptera; Drosophilidae.
AAGUAUCAGUUCCAUUUAUAUCACACCGCCUCCCCACUGACAACUAUAAAAUAUACGAGCGUUGAAUAAAAUUGAUAAGCUUAUCUUUGCGGAAGCACUAACAACAUUAUAGGGGUAUUGUUCUCCUCCCCCAUAAAAAAAUCAAUCGAACUUCUUCAAGGAAGAAUAGAAAUUUUUUUGACUGCGUGGCCGCCAGAAUAUUUUGUGAAAGUGUGUGCUUCUGUCAAGUCAUGUUGAAGUACUUAUCAAUUCUUGUGCUGGGUGCAGCACUCGUGGCUGCCGCUAAGCCGGAAGACAGUGAAUCGUGCUACUCCUUUGCCGGAGGAUCAGUAUAUCCCACUGAAAAGAAUAAGGGGGAUCACCAGCUGCAGUUCACCAAGGCAGUCAUUUCCAAGCCAGCGCCACCUUUCGAGGGAACCGCUGUAGUCAACAAGGAGAUUGUUCAGCUAUCUUUAUCCCAGUAUCUGGGAAAAUAUGUAGUACUUCUGUUCUAUCCACUAGACUUCACCUUUGUCUGCCCCACUGAGAUCAUUGCCUUCUCUGAUCGCAUCGCUGAAUUCCGGAAGAUCAACACUGAAGUGAUUGGCAUCAGUGUAGACUCUCAUUUCACCCACUUGGCCUGGAUUAACACGCCGCGGAAGGAAGGCGGUCUGGGCAAUGUCAAGAUUCCCCUGCUCUCCGAUUUGACGCAUAAGAUUAGCAAGGACUAUGGCGUGUAUCUGGAGUCCAGUGGCCAUGCCUUGCGAGGCCUCUUCAUCAUUGACCAAGCCGGUGUGCUGCGACAGAUCACCAUGAACGAUCUGCCGGUGGGACGAUCGGUGGAUGAGACAAUUCGUCUGGUACAGGCUUUCCAGUACACCGAUACCCACGGCGAGGUCUGUCCAGCAGGCUGGCGACCAGGAGCUGAUACGAUUGUUCCCAAUCCUGAGGAGAAAACCAAGUACUUUGCUAAGAAUAAUCAGUAGUGUGUCUGUGUGCAUCCUUCGUCUGUACAGCCAAUCCCAGUUACAUUCCAAAUGUUCGUGACUGAUUCUAAAUCGAACAAUAGACCCCCCACCCGAUCGCUCACUCGCAAAAGGUCCACAAUUGUUUUGUAAAAAAUAUAGUUCGUUUAUUUUACAGCAUAACUGAGAGAUAAAUAAAUUGAUGAAGUACAUAUAUAA